Penicillium hordei is the source of this 1563-nucleotide messenger RNA. Its product is annotated as cytochrome P450. Lineage: Eukaryota; Fungi; Ascomycota; Eurotiomycetes; Eurotiales; Aspergillaceae. Bases 1 to 1563 code for a protein of 520 amino acids. The transcript has 3 exons. The record is from RefSeq and is a predicted model, not a curated record. Gene Ontology annotation, molecular function: oxidoreductase activity, acting on paired donors, with incorporation or reduction of molecular oxygen, reduced flavin or flavoprotein as one donor, and incorporation of one atom of oxygen; iron ion binding; heme binding.
AUGAGUCUGGCCACCACGCUUUCGAAGGGGAGUUUGCAAACUCUCCUCCAGCACGCCACCUUUUUGGAUGGAAUAAAGCUCGCACUCUCUGCAUUUGUGAUCUAUUUCUGCUGCAUGAUUGCAGUAGACUGGGUCGUCUAUGAAUGGAAACGCAAGGCACAUGGGUGUGGCAGGAUCCCUCGGUACCCUCAUCGCGACCCGUUCUUCGGCUUCGAUAUCGUUCUUGGUAUGGCCAAGGCACUGCGCAAUGACUACUUCCUUGUCUGGCUCAACAAAAUCCAUGCGAACUUGCCAAAGACCUUCUUGGUGAACUUCGUUGGCACCCGGUUCAUCUACACUAUCGAGCCGGAGAAUAUGAAGAGUGUGUCCGCCAUCAACUGGCAGGACUUUGCUGUUGGUCCAAUGCGGCGAAAUAACAAGGCGACUGCUCCGUUCGCGGACAAAGGCGUCAACACUGUUGACGGACAUGAGUGGGAAUUCAACCGGUUUCUGAUUAAGCCAUUCUUCAAGCCCGAAACCUUCAGAGAUACCACUCGUCUGACCAUCCAUGUUGACCGAGUUUUGGACCUGUUGCCAGCGGACGGUGAAACAGUCAAUAUCCAGCCACUCAUUCAACGUUGGUUCCUUGACGUGACCACCGAGUCUCUCUUUGGGGAGUCAAUCGAGUCUCUGGUGUAUCCGGAGAGAGCCCCCAUAUGCUGGGCCAUGGUGGACGUUCUCCGAGGUCUCCGACUACGGCUUCAAUGGUACAAGUACAUCUGGCUCUUCCGCCACCAGGCAUGGCUCGAUGCCGUAGAUGUGGUCCACAAAUACCUGAAUGCGCAUAUUGACCGAACAUACAAAGAGCUCGACGACUAUAAGCGCCAAGGAAAAGACUCAGAGACGGCUGAUCGCAAAGACCUGCUAUGGUAUAUGGCGAGCAAUUAUCUGCAAGACAAGGAAGCCCUCCGAUCCCAGAUCUGCUUGAUCUUUGUGCCAAAUAACGAUACGACCUCCAUCUUCAUUAGCCAUGUCUUAUGGAACCUUGCUCGUCAUCCAGAGAUAUAUGAGAAAUGUUGCCAGGAGGUACUCGCGGUUGGCGACGCGGAGUUGACAUUCUCGGUACUGCGAAAUAUGAAAUAUCUCAUCGCCAUCCUCAAUGAGACGCACCGCCUCUUUCCCAACGGCGUGACCCAGGUGCGGAAAUGCAUCCGAGAUACGACGUUGCCCGUGGGCGGAGGUCCUGAUGGCAAGCAACCGAUUUUUGUCCGUAAGGGAGAUGUCCUCCAGGUCAACAAGAAUGUCAUCCAUCGAGACCGCGAUAUCUGGGGCCCCGAUGCAGAGGAAUUCCGGCCCGAACGAUGGGAGAAUUUGCGGCCCUACUGGAACUUUGUUCCCUUUGGUGGAGGGCCGCGUCGUUGUCCGGCUCAGAUGCUGGUGACAGCAGAAGCCAGUUACUUCCUAGCCCGACUGAUGCGCGUGUAUAAACGGAUUGAAGCCCGAGAUCCAAAUCCCUAUGUCGGGGUGAUGCGUGUGGGACCUUCAAAUAAAACCGGCGUGCAAAUCGCGCUGUUCAAGGAGUGA